Molecule: messenger RNA, 899 nt
Organism: Nestor notabilis (Kea)
Lineage: Eukaryota; Metazoa; Chordata; Aves; Psittaciformes; Psittacidae
Product: Purkinje cell protein 4-like
Exons: 2
Coding region: 1-225 (74 amino acids)
Cellular component (GO): cytoplasm
Molecular function (GO): calmodulin binding; calcium ion binding
Source: RefSeq, a predicted model, not a curated record
AUGAGCGAGGUGAGCCGCCGCAGCCCCGGGGGCGGCGUGUGGGGAGCGCUCGGCCGUGAACGUGACCUUCCCUUUGGGAGAGCGGGUCGGGAGCCCGAUGGGCAGAAGAAGGUUCAAGAGGAAUUUGACAUAGACAUGGACGCGCCAGAGACAGAGCGGGCGGCUGUGGCGAUACAGUCCCAGUUCAGAAAGUUCCAGAAGAAAAAAGCGGGGUCCCAGUCUUAGUAGCUACCUCACAUCUUAAAACAAAGUAAUCUGAAAUGAUUUAUCGAGAAAAUCAGAAAUAACACAAAGAUGCAUGUACAGAAAUUAUCAAUAUUUAAACCCCCAAUGGCAGAUAAUAAACCAUAAACUUGUGUGUGACUUCAUCCCAGAUGUUUCACGCCCAUUGUCCUCUGUAACUCACCACUUUACUUGAUGUUGUAAUAAAAAGUUAGGGUGAAGUAAUUAAAGUGUCUGCCUUCAUCUGUCUUUUCAUAUUAAUCCUGCAACCACAGCGUUACAAAUGAACCCAGCCCAGAUGCCUGUUUUCGUCUCCAUGUAAAGCUUGGAGACAUAAAUAACACCGUAUGUUACAAGGUUUUUGCUGAGGGAUGAGAGCGUGCAUCUCAGCCCAGCUUACCUCAUUUGGAGAAUUCCAGCUGCCAGCCAAAUGUGACAAUGAAAUUACUUCCUGGUAAUGAGCUGAAAGUAAAAAGUUGCAGACAGAAGCUGGCAUGAGGGGAAGAGGUGUAGGAAGCAGUGAGCAGUCUAUUUUUGUCUAGUGAUUAUGCCAGUGAAGUGGCUUAAGUGGGGAAAUUGUCCCUGUCCUUCUUCUUUGCAUGGUAACAUUCAGAAUUACCCAGCUUGGACCACAUUGACCGUUAUGGAAAAAAAGAAUUCAGACACAAAAUACAAAA